UGUUGAUUUUUGAUUUCGCUGCAUCGCGGCGCAGUUGGUUCCAGCGGCUUUUACGGUGAUUUCUCGACUUUCGUAUCGCGAUGGAUCCGGUUAACAAAUCCUGUCGCGUAUGUCAUCGAACCGGGACAGUUCCCCGGUCGCUGAAGAUGAUUUACAACGUCGAAUCCGGCGUUACUCUGGCUGACAUGAUUGAGGCCCUGGCUGGCGUUAAGAUCCAUGUAAAUGACGGUCGAUCGAAGGCGAUAUGUAACAACUGCAUGCAGAAAGUUCUCACGGGCUAUGCCAUCAGGGGCAUGAUUCUGGAGGCGGAACCUGUUUCUGCACUCGACCAAAUUCUGGUUGAAGAUCCAGAUUUCGAUUCCUCUGAUGACCAUCAGAUAAUAAUGGAUGUUAAACUAGAGCAAACCGUGUUACAAGAAUCGUCUGCGAAAGAGGACGAAUACGAGUAUGAGUUUCUGGAGACUGAGAUAGACAAUUCCGAAGGGCACGGAUUAGUGAAUUGCGAUAGUCAACCAGACGGAAGCGCUUCAGAAGAAGAGUCGAGUCAUGUGGAUUCCCGGAAAAGAUUAUCAGCUGGCUCGCUUGAAACUGAAAUCAGUUUCAAAAACCCGCUUUUGGAAAGGUUCCCUCAAAAACAGCGAUUUGUGAUGCCUCAACCGGGAGUGAUUCUCAGGAAAAUCGACAAUCUUGACCAUUUUGUGGUGGAGGUCAAGGGAGAUCGUUGCUGCGGCUGUAGCUUCGUAGGGAUCAACAGACGAGAGCUGCUUCAACAUUCUGAUGCACAGCACUCAUUCGAAUUCGAAGAAAAUGGCAACUACUGUCCGAUUUGCUUUUUUGAGUUCGACAGUGAGGAUUUCUUGAACCGACACAUCGAUGGGUGCAAAUCGAAAAGUAUUUACGUAUGCAAGGGAUGUGAAUUUUAUUUCAAUAGCGUCAGACAAAUCGAACGCCAUCUCGCCAAGUGUACAACAGAACGAGUCAUAAGUACAACCAGAAAUGAAAAUAUACACAUCGCAACAUCGGAAGCCAACGACAGCAAACUUGUGGGAAAUCUGGAUCAAAGGGGCCAUGACGAAGACGACUUUGAACAGUUGGAGGAGUUUGAUUUAAUAGAUUUCAGCUCAUCGGAAGAAAAAUCGAAUACACAAACUUCGUCCCAUGGAACUUUUUCGCCAGCACCAAACGGUUAUCGUUUGAGCGAGUUUGAAAAAUCUUUGAUAGAAGAUCGUGUCAGUUUUCAAACUUUCGAAUUCGUAAAACUAGGCGCGUUUCGCUGCUGCAGCGAGGCUUGCGAAUUUAGCUGCGACAAAAAGGAUCAAUUAUUUCAACAUUCUAAGGCAGUCCACUUGAAGGAAAAUUGCGCUUCGGGAAGGUGGCUUUGUCCCAUCUGUGGUUCCGGUUUUGCGAACAAUGCUCAACUAGCACAGCACAUCAACAUUGUCACGAAUAAAAUUUUGCUAAUAUGUUGCGUUUGUGAUGAAGCUUUCGUCGGAAAAAAUAAUUUGAAAGCCCAUCAGAUACACAGUGAAAAUCAUAAGAACACUGUGCUGGAUUUGUUCGGAGAUGAAUCUCUGUUGGUUGAGUUAAACGAUGAAAAAGUUGAUUCCGUGCUGACUCAAGAGAUGACAUCGUUCAAUCGAGAUCGUGCUCGCCCGAACAACAAAUCCAUAACAAGACACCGUCAUUUGGAAAUGCCUGAACCUCAGUUUAUAACUUCCGUUCAGGAUAUGACCGACUAUCAGAAGCUUUCGGUUCGCGGAGAACGGUGUUGUGGUUGCGGAUUGUUUUUCGAGACCUACAACGAAGUUCUAGAUCAUGGACUCCAAGUUCAUCUGAUGGAGAAUAUGGAAUCCUUGGGGGACUUUCAGUGUGAUAUCUGCUACGCACGAUUCGAAUGGGAUCGAGGCUUAUUGUUGCACCGAUCUUCACGCCGAGCAAUCAGCACCAUCUUCCAUUGUACGAUAUGCAAUCUAAAUUUUUCUAAGGAACACACACUGGACAAACAUCUGAAAACCGCUCACAACCAUAAAUCAAACCUGGAAGUGGAAUCUCAGUUCUUUCCAUAUGAAUCGGACGAACCGAAAGAAACAUCUUCCAAUAAAUUCCAUUGUUGCUUUCCUCGAUGCAGUCACAAUUUCGAAAGCGAAACUGAGCUUUUGAACCACGCAACGGCUGAGCAUUACGGCAAGAGACGGGAAAACGAAAUCGAGCGGACCACUAAUCAAAAUGUUUGUCCCGUGUGUAGUAAAUCUUUUGAAAACACAACCUGCCUGGUGUGGCACCGGUUCACGCGAUUCACCAAACAGUACACGUGCAGAUUCUGUGCGCAAGUUUUUCCUAGGUGGGCGGCUUGCCGCGAGCAUGAAAACGUUGUACACUUAAAGAAGGACUGUGAAUAUCCCUGCCAGUUGUGUACCAAAGUUUUCCUCACACCACAGCGCCUUAAAGCGCAUUCGGUAAUCCAUUCGGUGUUGCGAACCGAAGUCUGCGAAGAUUGUGGCGCGAGCUUUCGAAACAAAGGUAUACUGAAGCGACACCGACGAGCGGUCCAUGCCGUAGAACAGCCAUUCGAUUGCGGAGUUUGCAAUCGUAAGUUCCCUACGCAGGAGCAACUGAAUGCCCAUUCCCGGGUGCACACCGGAGCGAAACCUUUUCCCUGUCGAUACUGCGAGCGGGCGUUUUCGCACUUUACCGACCGAAAGCGGCACGAGAUGGGAAGUCACACCGGCGAACGGCCGUACCAGUGCGCGCACUGUCCCGCUGCCUACAUCCGCAAACGAGAGCUCGCGUUGCACGAGCAAAAACAUGCCCUGCAGGGCGCUGUGGCUGGCAAUGUUUGAUUGUCUUUUUUUUCUACACAAUAUAA
Molecule: messenger RNA, 2866 nt
Organism: Uranotaenia lowii
Lineage: Eukaryota; Metazoa; Arthropoda; Insecta; Diptera; Culicidae
Product: zinc finger protein 780B-like
Exons: 3
Coding region: 81-2840 (919 amino acids)
Cellular component (GO): nucleus
Molecular function (GO): zinc ion binding
Source: RefSeq, a predicted model, not a curated record